Molecule: messenger RNA, 788 nt
Organism: Oryza sativa Japonica Group (Japanese rice)
Lineage: Eukaryota; Viridiplantae; Streptophyta; Magnoliopsida; Poales; Poaceae
Source: RefSeq, a predicted model, not a curated record
AUCUUGUGGAUAAGAGAUUCUGAAGCUAGGGUGCUAUCCAUCUAGCAAUCGAGCUUCUUCAGCAAAACUACAAAAGAACACUAUGUCGAGCAACGUGGAUUCAAAGACAUCCAACAAAGCCUCCUAUCCUCUUGCAUCUUAAGCCAUUGAAACAACAGCAGCUCAAUCCCAACAUAUUUACUCUUCUUACCUUCUCCAUUGCAUAUAUAAUAGACACAGCUAGCUUUGUUGUACCAUUGAAUCAAUCAUCAAUUUUGCAGCAAUAGCUAGACAAUCAGCGAGACAAAGUCACAAAACCAUGGCUUCUGCAGAUGCUAUCCUGUCUUCGCAGGUGGCCGGUGAAUGCCUGAAGAUCAACAAGCUGGCAGCAGCAAGCCCAGUGAAAGUAGUGCAGGUGCAGAAGCCGAGCAAAGAGACGAAGAACAUCAGCGGUGCACCUGUAGCUGCCGCUGCCGUCAGGGUGGUUGUGAGCAAGCAAGUGAUGAAGCCACGGUUUGCCGUGGAGCUGGAUGGGCUCAACUGCUUCGAGACACUUGUCCCUCGCUGAUGAUAUCAUGAAGCGCACACACGAGCUGCUAGCUGUGUUCCAUCUGAUUUGUUGAUUUUCUGGUCAUUAUUUUUGCGGGGUUAUAUUAUAUUUGUUCAAAUUUUCUAUGAGUUGGAUCCUUUCGCACGCGCGAUUAUGUAUUUUCUUUCUUUGAAGUGAUAUGUGUAAUUUGCUCUUACGAGUGAUUCCGACUGUGAAGUAUUAUUUGUUAUAUAAAGAUAUACGUGCUAUUGAUAUCUCA